UUUUUCAGAAUCCAUCUGAGAACAUGCUGCCACAAAUAGCCCUUUUGCUGCUAAUGUUCUUGAACUUGGUUCAUGGAGAGUUUUAUGCUGAGAGAUACCAAACACCUACAGGCAUAAAAGGCCCACUAUCCAACACCAAGACACAGUUCUUCAUUCCUUAUGCCAUAAAGAGUAAAGGUAUACCAGUAAGAGGAGAGCAAGGUAUUCCAGGUCCACCAGGCCCUACUGGACCUCGAGGGCACCCAGGUCCAUCUGGACCAGCAGGAAAACCAGGCUAUGGAAGUCCUGGACCCCAAGGAGAGCCAGGGCUGCCAGGACCACCGGGACCACCAGGAACUGGGAAGCCAGGUUUGCCAGGACUGCCAGGAAAACCAGGGGAGAGAGGACCAUAUGGACCAAAAGGAGAUAUUGGACCAGCUGGUUUACCAGGCCCACGGGGCCCACCGGGACCACCUGGAAUUCCUGGCCCAGCUGGAAUUUCUGUUUCAGGAAAACCUGGACAACAGGGAUCCCCAGGAGCCCCGGGACCCAGGGGCUUUCCUGGAGAAAAGGGUGCACCAGGAGUUCCUGGUAUAAACGGACAGAAAGGGGAAACUGGAUACGGUGCUCCUGGUCGCCCAGGUGAGAGGGGCCUUCCAGGCCCUCAGGGUCCCAUGGGACCACCUGGCCCUCCUGGAAUGGGAAAAAGAGGCGAAAAUGGGUUUCCAGGACAGCCAGGGAUCAAAGGUGAUAGAGGAUUUCCAGGAGAAAGGGGAUCAAUUGGCCCACCAGGCCCCCAAGGUCCUCCUGGGGAACGAGGACCAGAAGGCAUUGGAAAGCCAGGAGCUGCUGGAGCCCCAGGCCAGCCAGGGAUUCCGGGAACCAAAGGUCAUCCUGGGGCUCCAGGAAUAGCUGGGCCCCCAGGGGCUCCUGGCUUUGGGAAACCAGGCUUGCCAGGCCUGAAGGGACAAAGGGGACCUGUCGGCCUUCCAGGGAGUCCAGGUGCUAAAGGGGAACAAGGCCCAGCAGGUCAUCCUGGGGAGCCAGGUCUGACUGGACCCCCUGGAAAUAUGGGACCCCAAGGACCAAAGGGCAUACCAGGCAACCAUGGGAUCCCAGGCCCCAAAGGCGAGACGGGGCCAUUCGGGCCUGCAGGACUCCCAGGUGCUAAAGGAGAAAGAGGUGCCUCCGGUCUAGAUGGAAAACCAGGGUACCCAGGUGAACCAGGUCUCAGUGGUCCUAAGGGUAACCCAGGAUUACCAGGCCCAAAAGGUGACCCUGGAGUGGAAGGACCUCGUGGUCUCCCAGGCCCUGCGGGUGCAGCAGGAGCUAAGGGAAUGCCUGGACACAACGGUGAGACUGGCCCAAGAGGUGCUCCUGGAAUACCAGGUACCAGAGGCCCCAUUGGGCCACCAGGCAUUCCAGGAUUCCCUGGAUCUAAAGGGGAUCCAGGAACUCCAGGUCUUCCUGGCCCCGCUGGCAUAGCGACUAAGGGCCUCAAUGGACCCACUGGGCCACCAGGGCCUCCAGGUCCGAGAGGCCAUGCUGGAACGCCUGGUCUCCCAGGUCCCCCAGGGCCCCCAGGCCCCCCAGGUCAGGCAGCCCUUCCUGAGGGCUUUAUAAAGGCAGGCCAAAGGCCCAGUCUUUCUGGGAUGCCUCUGGUUAGUGCCAAUCAGGGUGUAAUAGGAAUGCCUGUGUCUGCUUUCACCGUUAUUCUCUCCAAAGCUUACCCAGCAAUAGGUACUCCCAUCCCAUUUGAUAAGAUUCUGUAUAACAGGCAGCAGCAUUAUGACCCAAGAACUGGAAUCUUCACUUGCAGGAUACCAGGAAUAUACUAUUUCUCAUACCAUGUGCAUGUGAAAGGGACCCAUGUUUGGGUAGGUCUGUAUAAGAACGGCACCCCUGUAAUGUACACCUAUGAUGAAUACGCCAAGGGCUACCUGGAUCAGGCUUCGGGAAGCGCCAUAAUCGACCUUACAGAAAAUGACCAGGUGUGGCUCCAGUUGCCCAACGCUGAGUCGAAUGGCCUAUAUUCCUCUGAGUAUGUUCACUCCUCUUUCUCAGGAUUCUUAGUAGCUCCAAUGUGAGCAUAUUCCCACCAAGCUAACAUAAAUAUGCUUGAAAAGGCAUUCCUCAACUUCACCCCAUCCCACAAAAUGCAUAUGAAGGUAGGCUGAAAAAAAUAUGACUCAUUCUAAUUUUCUAAAAUACAGAUUUGAGCUUUCAGACCAACAAAUUCCCCCCUUGAAAAAGUGAGCAGCAAUAGUAAACGAUACGUGAAGACUCUCAAAUUUCUAGUCAGCAAUCCUAAGACUUCAAAGUUUUCUGUGGAGUCCUUUCAGUGUUUAAAAAUUUAAGCUAAAAUAAUAUAAAAUGAUUACCAAAAAGACCCCUGAUCUGUGAUGACAAAUUAUGAUAAAUUUUAUUUCAGAAACUCAGCAUUUCCUUUUAAAAUAAGCCUGUUUCUAAUAACUAACAGGAGAACUUCUAGGAAACAUUUAGGAGGUUUCAUAACUUUAAAGAACUUAAAUACUUGAAUAUUCAAAUUUAAAAGACACUGUAUACCAUAGGAUCUUUCUGAUGGUGCAUUACUCGAAGGCUUAUGUGGCCCCGUGCAUCCAGAUCUAUUCAAAUACAGAGGUGCAUAUGAACUUUUUAUAGCUCUCAUAAAAAUCCAAAAUGGUAUGUUAAAAUUAACCUGAAAUGCAAGGUGCUUUCUUUAGUCCUGAACCUUUUUGAACUUUUCUGUGACUGCAGAAAAGCUUUCUACACACUAUUCACAACUUGGGAGUAGGUAUCUGACCUACUGUAUUUAUUUAACACAAGAGUGAUUAAUUUGAUCUCUUUAAUUCCUUCACUGAAUUUUAUGUAAUAUGACUUUGCGGGUUUACAAAACACUAGCGUAUGUACCUUAUGCCUCCCAUUCCAGUGAAAUUAUAACUAAUGUCAAGGGUUUCAAAAUUUGCCUAGAAAUGAAGAGACAUUAUUUAUUUAUGCUCUGUACUGUAUUUUUAUAUUGCUGUUUAAAACUUUUAAGCUGCGCCUCACUUAUUAAAGCAUGAAAUGUUUUACCUACUCCUUAUUUACAAUGCAAUAAAAUAACAUCAAUAGAUUUUUAUGUGAAAUUUAUUUAACAGUAGCAAUCUGCAUUUGUCAGCCCUUCUUUUAAGGCUUUUCAUUUUACAAAGCCAAUAGAAAGUAAAACAAUAAAGUGGUGGGUGGCUUUAUGGUUGUCAUGGAUAUGCCUCUCUAUUGGAGACAGGCAUUCCCACAUACCCUAGCACUCAGUGCAGAGAGUGAAAAGGCACCCUCAGAAUCACAUGUGACCUCUAAGCCAGGGUGAAGGGCUGGUGGCUAGGCAUAAAAAAGUGAGACAAUCACCCCACAACAAUGACUUUCCUCUGGGAGGGAAAAAAAGCAGAGAAAUAUUAAUUUGAACAUAUAUUCUGCGGUCACUAUUUGUUGCCUUGAAAUGUUUUUAGUCAUAAUAUUUAGGAUUAUUUUGAUGGUAAAAUUACAUAAAAGGAAGGCAAGCAAUUUUUAUGUCGAUCAAAAGGCAAUAUUUUUCUAGGCUGGAAAAUACUGUUCUUGAGCCUCCACCAGCCCAUCGAUUGAACCAGAACAGUCUGGGUGAAGUCCCCAGGGUAACUUACUAUAAAGGCAUCUCUAUUCCUUAGAAGUAAUCUGUGUAACCCAAGCAAAUCUAUGACUAGAACCAUGAAUCCCUAGGCUCAGGUUAGUGAUAUCUGCUCUUAUUCUGGCUCAACCAGUCAGGUUUUUUAAGCAACAAGAAUGGAAUUUUCACUUUUCCCAACUGUCUAUAACUACUACAUGAAUGGUUACAUUCCCAAGCCAGGAAACAGCAAAGCUAGAACUUCAGUUCUGGGGAACAGACAGAACAACCCUAUUGGCAGGUAUGCAAAAGACAGCACAGCUUAGAAUACAGGCAAAUAUGGCCAUAAAACACAGAAGCAAAAGGAACUCUUAAAAGAUAAAUGGUACCAACUUUAUAGUGAUAUUUAGGGGCAAAUUAAAUCCCAAUUAAGGAACAUAGCAGAAUAGGUAACUUCUAAGUAAUUCAUUAGACACAGAGCAUUUAACAAACACCUACUACAAAGUCUCUCUU
This is a messenger RNA of Pteropus alecto (black flying fox), 4105 nucleotides long. It is a transcript of the gene COL10A1, whose product is annotated as collagen type X alpha 1 chain. The transcript has 2 exons. The coding region runs from base 24 to 2066 and encodes 680 amino acids. The record is from RefSeq and is a predicted model, not a curated record. Gene Ontology annotation, molecular function: protein binding. Lineage: Eukaryota; Metazoa; Chordata; Mammalia; Chiroptera; Pteropodidae.